AUGACAGAAAACAAGGGUUCAGAGUACGACCGCGGUGUCCAAGAGGCAAGGCGACACCGCGCCCGUACGGAGGACAAUUGGUUGCGUGCGAGCCUCGGACCCUUGUUAUGGUUUGGCGUGCCGUUUGCCGUUGCAUGGGCACUAUUGCGUCGGCAAGGACCGACAGGAAACAGUUCAAAUCCAUUUGAAGGCAUGAUGGAGCAAAUGAUGCCUAUCAAGAAGCGCCAAUUCCGCGUUGAUGUUAAGGGUACCAAGUUCAACGACGUGAUUGGCAUCCCCGAGGCGAAGAUGGAGGUACGGCAGUACGUUGACUUUCUCAGAAGCCCCAACAAGUUCACUCGGCUGGGCGCGCGGCUNCCCGAGGCGAAGAUGGAGGUACGGCAGUACGUUGACUUUCUCAGAAGCCCCAACAAGUUCACUCGGCUGGGCGCGCGGCUUCCGCGGGGUUGUUUGCUCACUGGGGAACCGGGUACAGGGAAAACGCUCCUGGCAAAGGCCGUUGCCGGUGAGGCUGAUGUGCCCUUCUUCAGUUGCAGUGGUUCUGACUUUAUUGAGUUAAUGGGUGGAAGUGGACCGAAGCGUGUUCGAGAAUUGUUUGAAGAAGCGCGAAGUGCUGCACCAGCGAUUGUAUUCAUUGAUGAAAUUGACGCUAUUGGCUCCCGGGCGGGGAAGCAGGGCGGCUCUGUCAGCAGCGAAGAGAAUCGGACCAUCAACCAGCUCCUCGCGGAGCUCGAUGGUCUUAGCACUGGCUCUGAUGCUGUUAUUGUGAUGGCUGCGACGAACUUUCAGGAUAACAUAGACAAGGCACUUCUGCGUGAGGGCCGCUUCGACAGGAAAGUUAAUAUUGAAAUGCCUGACAAGGCGGCACGCGUGGAGAUUUUCAAGCACUACUUAAGCCGUGUAGGAACGGGCGACCCAAAUGGGCGGAUAGUGGACGAGGAUGGAUUGAAGUUGCCGGUGAGCGACAGUAUUAGCAACCUCAACUUGGCAACUGAGCUCGCUGACCUGACACCUGGUAUUUCUCCUGCGACGAUCGCAGCGAUUGUAAACGAGGCGGCACUCCAGAGUGGUAUACGCGAGAAAAAGUUGGUGGAAAAGGAAGCCAUUCUUGAAGCAAUCGACAAUACAUUGGUGGGCCGCAAGCACCGCAACCGUCAGAGUGAGGCGUCCCUGCGAAGGACGGCUAUCCAUGAAGUAGGCCACGCACUGACGGCGUGGAUGCUCCCAACGGUGAAGAAGGUAAUGAAGGUCAGUGUGGUGCCGCGCGGUAAGGCGCAAGGCUACACACAGCGUGCAGGGAGUGAGUACCACGAGUACCAGACAAACGCGACGCUCUUCGCGGACAUGGUGGUGAUGCUUGGCGGUCGUGCGGCAGAGGAGACACUGUUAGGAGAUCCAUCCGCUGGAGCAAUGGAUGACCUUCAGCGUGCCACCGACAUUGCCCUCAAGAAGAUGAUGGUGUUCGGUAUGGAUGCUGGUGCUGGGCUACUGUCGUAUCACCCUGAGUCAACGCAGGCGGGGCGUAUCUUUGUGAGUUUCUCAAACACUGCACAGCAUAUUGCGGAGGAGGAGGCCAUGAAACUUGUUUCCCUUGCCCAUAAGGUGGCAGUGGAAAUAAUCAAGGCGAACACGACGAAAAUUGAGACCGCAACAGCAGAGCUAAUGACUAAGAAGGAAAUCAUGACGGCAGACCUGGAGCGGCUGUGGGGAGGGCGACCACUAACACCAACGGUGGAUCAACUCGUAGAGAAGCUCAUGGUCUUACAGCAGCCGCCGCAAAAACAAGAAGCAACACCAGAUACCUGCUAA
Trypanosoma grayi is the source of this 1809-nucleotide messenger RNA. Its product is annotated as putative ATP-dependent zinc metallopeptidase, putative,metallo-peptidase, clan MA(E), family M41. Gene Ontology annotation, biological process: mitochondrial protein processing; protein-containing complex assembly. The transcript has a single exon. The record is from RefSeq and is a predicted model, not a curated record. Lineage: Eukaryota; Euglenozoa; Kinetoplastea; Trypanosomatida; Trypanosomatidae. Bases 1 to 1809 code for a protein of 602 amino acids. Gene Ontology annotation, cellular component: m-AAA complex. Gene Ontology annotation, molecular function: ATP binding; ATP-dependent peptidase activity; metalloendopeptidase activity.